GUGCAAACAUCCGGUUUUCAGAAAAUGGAAAUAACAUUGCAACAGUAUCUGUGACAACCAGCUUUGACGCAGAGUCUUGCCAAACAGUUUUUCUUUCUAACAUGGUUUCCAUGCUGUUGAAAUAUGGAGGCUGGCAUUCUUGUCUCAAGCAGAGAGGACGUUUCCUCGUUGUUUCCUGAGCAAACGACGGGCCCUAAGUAUAAAGAUUUAAGCAGCCAGUUUUCCUCGGUGAGACAAGUGCGUGGGGACGGAAACUGCUUCUAUAGAGCCCUCUUCUUUGCACGCUUGGAGUCAGUCCUACACAAUGCCAGGGCUCUGCAGAGAUUGAAGGAGAAAAUCACUCAAACCUGCCAAGACUUUACUUCUGCGAGAUUUGAUAAGAGUUCUUUUGAGCACCAUCUGGACACAGUUGUAAAUGUUGUCGAGCAGUGCCUGGCAGACAUGCAGGAGGACCGGCUGCUCCAGCUCUUUAAUGAUCAGACGACCUCUGAUGGCGUGGUGCAAUUUCUCAGGCUGCUCACUUCAGCACACCUCCAAAACCAUGCAGACUUCUUCUGUAACUUCGUAGAGGCGCCAAACCUACAAGUCUACUGUCAGCAAGAGGUGGAGGCCAUGGCAAUGGAGAGUGAUCAUGUGGACAUCUUAGCUCUUUCACAGGCUCUGGAUAUCUGCAUCCACAUCGUCUCUAUGGAGGGAGAUGAGCAUCAGUUGGCUCACCACAUCAUUCCAGAGGGGGCCGAACCUUCAGUGCACCUCCUCUACCAGACAUCACACUACAACAUUCUCUACCCAAGGCCGCAACAUUGACCAGUGAUCCACAAGGACUCUGCAUGACUCAGGGACAUUCAUUUGCAGUGGGGAAAAAAAUCAAUUAAAAAAAAAAAUCAA
This is a messenger RNA of Labrus bergylta (ballan wrasse), 888 nucleotides long. The record is from RefSeq and is a predicted model, not a curated record. Lineage: Eukaryota; Metazoa; Chordata; Actinopteri; Labriformes; Labridae.